Messenger RNA from Tarenaya hassleriana, 2478 nucleotides. RefSeq names its product subtilisin-like protease SBT1.9. The transcript has a single exon. Gene Ontology annotation, biological process: proteolysis. NCBI's taxonomy places the organism in Eukaryota, Viridiplantae, Streptophyta, Magnoliopsida, Brassicales, Cleomaceae. The coding region runs from base 56 to 2362 and encodes 768 amino acids. Gene Ontology annotation, molecular function: serine-type endopeptidase activity. The record is from RefSeq and is a predicted model, not a curated record.
GCCAUCCCAUAGUUUCAAACAACCUUUCAUAAUUCUUGAAACCCUCCUUCGAUUAAUGGGGACUUCAGAUUUCGAGAGACAUCCAUUAUGUUUGUUCUUCUUUCUCGUAUUCAUCUGUCCAUUCUCACGAGCAGAAGACGACGAUGUUUACAUCGUUCAUAUGGAUCUAUCAGAAAUGCCAAAGGCUUUCUCCUCGCAACACAGUUGGUACAUGUCCACUCUUGCGUCCAUUUCAUCAGCCUCCGACCAUCUCUAUACGUAUAAUCGCGUCCUCAGAGGAUUCAGCGCCGUUUUGUCGCCGAGCGGGCUUCGUUCUCUUGAAACCUCGCCUGGUUUCGUCUAUGCCACGAGAGACAAGCCCGUGAAGCUAGACACCACUCACUCAUUCGAGUUUCUAGGGCUUAGCCCUGGUUCCGGCGCGUGGGCCAUAACCGAUUUCGGGAAAGGCGUGAUCAUCGGGGUCGUGGACUCGGGACUUUGGCCCGAGAGCAAGAGCUUCGCCGAGGAUGGCAUGGGCACGAUUCCGUCAAAAUGGAAGGGCGAAUGCGAAGAGGGCACGCAAUUUAACUCUUCCUUGUGCAACAAGAAACUCAUCGGUGCGAGGUCUUUCAGCAGAGGUUUAGUCGCACAUGUGCCUAACGUCACCAUAUCCAUGAACUCUACCCGUGACACCGAGGGUCACGGGACCCAUACCUCAUCGACUGCGGCCGGGAACUUCGUAGAAGACGUAUCCUUCUUUGGUUACGCCUCGGGCACGGCGAGAGGGAUGGCUCCUCGUGCCCAUGUGGCAAUGUACAAGGUCGGGUUUGCAGAAGGAACCUACCAGUCUGAUAUUAUAGCCGCCGUUGACAAAGCAGUGGAAGAUGGGUGUGAUGUAAUCUCAUUAUCACUUGGGCUUACCGGUGCAGCGUUAUAUGAUGAUCCAGUGGCUAUAGCCACGUUCGGUGCCGUGCGCGAAGGCGUUUUUGUUUCGACUUCUGCAGGAAACGAAGGCCCUUUUGAUGGAACUCUUCACAACGGUACGCCUUGGGUUCUAACCGUGGCUGCAGGAACGGUGGAUCGCGAAUUCCACGCUACAUUAGACCUGGAAAACGGUGUCUCGGUCACAGGACAAUCUAUGUACAUCGGAGAUUUUCUGUAUUCUGACAAGUUCAUCCCUAUUGUUCUUCUGGAGUAUUGUAAUAACUCGAAGCUCAUCAAUGCAACCGCAAAGUCCAAGAUCGUUGUGUGUGAAAGCAUGGAUGAUAGCCUUAGCCGACAAGUUUUCAGUGUCAGAGAUUCCAAUGUCGCUGGAGCCGUUUUCAUAUCCAACGCCACCAACACCAUCAGAUUCUUCGUUCAAUCACCGUUUCCUGCAAUAUUCCUAGGCCCGCAAGAGGGUUACAAACUCAAGAACUCGAUCAAAAACCCCGAAACCGCACCGAGAGCAAGAAUGGAGUUCAAGAAAACGGUUCUUGGGACUAAACCCGCGCCAAGAAUCGCGAGUUACAGUUCUCGUGGUCCUUCUCCUUCGUGCCCACAUGUUCUAAAACCUGACAUUACAGCCCCUGGAGACUUGAUCUUAGCGGCUUGGCCCGACAAAAUAUCGGUGAACGACGAUGAUGAUCCUCCCGGUAACUUGUUCAGCAAGUUUAACAUGAUCUCAGGAACAUCCAUGGCGUGUCCCCACGCGGCAGGAGUAGCGGCUCUGGUUAGAGCUGCUCACCCGGACUGGAGCCCCGAAGCAAUCAGAUCAGCCAUCAUGACGUCAUCUGACGCGACUGACAACUCAGGAAAUCCAAUUGGAGACUUGGGAAGUGACGAUAACGGCGAUAACUUCCUCCCGGCGACGCCACUGGCCAUGGGAGCAGGGCACAUUAACCCGAACCGUGCCUUGAAACCCGGUCUAGUCUACGACGCAACGACUCAAGAUUACAUCAACCUGAUGUGUGCGAUGAAUUUGACCCCUAAACAGAUCAAUGUCGUCACAGGAUCAUCAUCUCCAGACUGUUCUUCGCCGUCUCUUGAUCUCAAUUACCCGUCUUUCAUAGCGUUUUUCGACGGGAACAACACGAAGAAGACGGAGGAUUCCUCGGUUGAAAAAGUGUUCAAGAGGACGGUGACGAACGUGGGUGAAGGAGCGGCAAGGUACGAGGCGAAAGUGACGGCCAUUGAAGGGUUUAAGGUGGAGGUUAAGCCUGAGAAAUUGGUUUUUGCGGAGAAGAAGGAGAAGAAGAGCUUUGAAGUGAGAAUCGAAGGGCCAAGAUUCAUGGAAGUGGAUAAGUUGUUUGGGUUUCUGAUUUGGGAAGACGAAGAAGGUAAGUAUAUGGUGAGGAGCCCAAUUGUGGUUACGCGGUUAAGUCCUGAUCUGUUGGAAAAUUAGAUUAUAAAAAAAUUAAUUAAGUUAAUUGUGAUUAAUUACGAAUGUGAAAUAUAUAUGCCACAUAAAUACUUUGGCCAUAUGAAUAAAAAUCUAACCAUGGGUUAUCAAUUGUCGUA